Molecule: messenger RNA, 6142 nt
Organism: Plectropomus leopardus (leopard coralgrouper)
Lineage: Eukaryota; Metazoa; Chordata; Actinopteri; Perciformes; Serranidae
Gene: gpam
Product: glycerol-3-phosphate acyltransferase, mitochondrial
Biological process (GO): glycerol-3-phosphate metabolic process; fatty acid metabolic process; triglyceride biosynthetic process
Cellular component (GO): mitochondrial membrane; plasma membrane
Molecular function (GO): glycerol-3-phosphate O-acyltransferase activity
Source: RefSeq, a predicted model, not a curated record
CAUUUCAGCCUGUCAGAGCCGUCCAGUCCUCGGAGGAGCUGUUGUAGGGAGGCACAAGGGCACUGGAGACUCCAGAGGCUGGCUGCGGUUUUGUCGACGACGACUUUAUUUUUGAGAUAUGAGUCAGCGUAACUCAAUAUUCAAGCUUGCCAGCUAGUGGUGUGUGAUCUGGAGGGAGAGGAAAGGACAGCAGAAAACAUGGAGCUGUCCGAUGGCUUGUUGCUGCAGGUCAACAACGGAGAGCAAUGGUGUAACCGCUGGAAACAUCCCAACGAUGACUCGGACCGCAGCACCAGCCCCUCAGUCCUGCGCUGUGUUACCAGCACGUGGAAGGAAGGCCUGCUGAACAGAAAGAGGCCCUUUGUGGGCCGUUGCUGUCACUCCUGUACACCGCAGAGCUGGGAGAAACUUUUCAACCCCAGUAUUCCAUCUCUUGGACUGCGCAACGUCAUCUACAUUAAUGAGACCCACACCAGACAGCGGGGCUGGCUGGCGCGCAGGCUAAGUUAUGUGCUGUUUGUCAUGGAGAGAGAUGUCAACAAGGACAUGUUCACCAGGAACGUUGUGGACAACGUGCUCAACAACAGCAGGGUGGAGAGCGCUAUUGUGCAGGUAGCCACAGAUGUGGACGCUGCAGCCAGCCAGCCUGGACAGGAGCACAAAGCAGUCAGUAAAGUGAAGCAGAGAGCAAGGGCCUUUCUGCAGGAGAUGGUGGCCAACAUUUCACCGGCCUUUAUCAGGCUGACAGGAUGGGUCCUCCUGAGGCUCUUUAAUGGUUUCUUCUGGAGCAUCCAGAUCCACAAGGGCCAGCUGGAGAUGGUCAAGAAAGCCGCCACAGAGCAAAAUGUGCCCAUGGUCUUCCUCCCCGUUCACAAAUCCCACAUCGACUACCUGCUCAUCACCUUGAUCCUGUUCUGUCACAAUAUCAAAGCCCCACACAUUGCCGCUGGAAACAACCUCAGCAUCCCCAUCCUCAGCACCCUUAUCCGUAAACUUGGAGGAUUCUUCAUUCGACGGAAAAUGGAAGAGACGGGGGACGGGAAGAGAGACAUUUUGUACAGAUCACUCUUACAUGCAUACACAGAGGAGCUGUUGCGUCAGCAGCAGUUUUUGGAGGUCUACCUGGAGGGUACCCGCUCCCGCAGCGGCAAGCCGUCUACAGCGCGUGCAGGCAUGCUGUCCAUCGUGGUAGACACAAUGUGCACUGGGUCGAUCGCAGACGUACUGGUGGUGCCAGUUGGCAUCUCCUAUGAUCGUAUUAUUGAGGGCAACUACAAUAGCGAGCAGCUGGGCAAACCGAAGAAGAAUGAGAGUUUGUGGGGAAUAGCCUGUGGAGUGUUCAGGAUGCUGAGGAAGAACUACGGCUGCGUCAGAGUUGACUUCAACCAGCCGUUCUCCCUAAAGGAGUACCUGGAUACCCAGAGAAGCCGUCAUAUUCCACCACCAGUGUCUCUGGAGCACACCUUGAUGCCCAUCAUUAUUUCUGCACAACCCGAUGCUCAGCUGUUUGAGGGGCAGGAGGUGGAGCAGCUGAACGGAGAGAUGCCCGAUGACAUCUUAAGGCGACAAGUUAUUAACAACUUGGCCAAGCACGUCCUCUUCACGGCUAACAAGUCAUCAGCGAUCAUGUCCACCCACAUUGUGGCCUGUCUGCUGCUGUACAGACACAGACAGGGGGUGGUGCUAUCCAAGCUGGUGGAAGACUUCUUCAACAUGAAGGAGGAGAUCCUGUCCCGGGACUUCGACCUGGGCUUUUCGGGGAACUCAGAGGAUGUGGUCAUGCGUGCCCUCCACCUGCUGGGAAACUGCGUCAAUGUGACCAGCAGUGCAAAUCGCAACGGAGAAUUCACCAUCGCACCCAGCCAGACUGUACCGGCGCUUUUUGAGCUCAACUUCUACAGCAACGGCCUUUUCCAUGUCUUCAUUUCUGAUGCAAUCAUUGCCUGCAGCAUCCUGUCACUGCAGCGAGAGCUGGUUGUGGAAUCAGAGUCUGAUCAUCCACCCGGCGAUCUCAGUAGCCUCCCUCUCAGUCAGGAGAGACUCAUCCGCAAAGCUGCCGGGCUCUCACACUUCCUCAUCAAUGAGGUGGCAGUGGCACCACCCUGUCAGACUAUUUACCAGGUUUUUCAUGAUGCAGUGACCCGGCUGAUCCAGUAUGGCGUUCUCUACAUAGCAGAGGAAGACCAGGAGGAACUGAGUCCGAGCCCCACAGAGGAGCCUUGGCCCAAAAAGUUUCCAGAGCCCCUCUCCUGGAGAAGCGAUGAGGAGGACGAAGACAGCGACUUUGGAGAGGAGCAGAGAGAUCGCUACCUGAAGGUGAGCGUUGCAGCAGAGCACCAGGAGUUCUUCGUCUUCCUGCAGAGACUUGUCAGCCCGGUGCUGGAGGCCUACAGCGGCGCUGCGAUCUUUGUCCACAGUCUGAGUCAGCCCAUGGCUGAGUCCGACUACACCCAGAGGCUCUUCAGAUACCUGCUCACCCGCACAGAGAGAGGAGUGGCUGCUUAUGGUGAAAGUGCAACUCAUUAUCUGGUUAAGAACACAGUGAAGACAUUCAAGGAGCUCGGGGUCCUGAAGCAGAGGACAGAGAACCAGAAGACGACUCUGGAGCUGAGCAGCACCUUUCUACCUCAGGCCAAUCGGAACAAACUCCUGCAGUACAUCUUAGGUUUCACCCUGCUGUGACCGACCGACACUCCUUUCAGCCCAGCUCAGACCCCAGGCUCCUUCCAAUAAAGGGCUUCUACUGGUUACUUCUAAACGAUCCCAGGUGCUACUCUGUGGAAAGCUUUACCAGGAAGUGCCUUCACGAAACAGCCGCUAACUGUCCGCUGUUAGCCGGAAGAGACUUGAAGCCAGUCUUCCCUUUUCGUUCUAGUCCCCGUCUUAGAACUGCGCAGCUGAUAAAACACAAGUCUUUGAUGAGGUACCUCUACGAAUCAUCCUCUCUUUGUGAACUUUGCCCGUGAAGUCAUGAGGUUUUAAUAUGAUCAGAGUUUUAAACAAUCAGAAAAACAACUCAAGCAGGUUAGUAAGUAAGACUCACUUUGACAGCAAUCAGAACAAAGCAAGCUGCCUUUUCGUCUAUACAAGUGAACAAGCAAAAUAUGCAUAGAAAAUAUGGUAAACAUAACCAACACAAAGGCGUUUUUAUGUUAACUCUGCUUGUUUGUAGAACUGCUGUAUUCUCUCCAGUGCACUCCACUAUCAUACAGUAGAAAACGUCAAAGUGUAGUUUGAUGAAAGGCUGAUUUUGAAAUCCUUGUACAUAGGCCGCAACAAUGUUUCCGAUUUGUAGUGCAUUUAAAUGAUGCACUCUGGCGUCAUGAAAUUUAAUAACGUAAGAACAUUAGAUAGGAAGAUUUGUCCCUGUAAAAUGCGCAUAUCCAAAUUUUCAUUUGCAAAACUUAAAUGUCAAAAAUGAAUCCUCCCUAUUGACAGCUUUGGUCAGUUAUACUGCACAGUUACUGGGUUAAGAUAUCAAAAAUAUAAGCAGUAAAUCAGUUUAGGUGUGCAGAAAUAUCAACACAAAAUGUACCUGUUGAAAGUCUGACGCAGCUGAAGCCUAAAAUCACAAACAUCUACAGUCAAGUGCAUUCAAACCACUAAUAUCUAAGUGCAUUCAGUUACACUUUUCGUCAUUGGUUUUGAUGAAAGGUGACUUUGAUCUCUGUUUGCGUAACACCUUUUUCACAUGUCUAUGAAUGUUACAUAGCACAGCACUUAAAAUGCUUAAUACCAGCCAUCACAUCCACUUAACUUUAACUGCAGCGAGCCCAGAAACUCUUUGGUCAUGCCUUUCAGGGAAAGAAGAGAUUUGGGAUCACCAUUUUUUUCCUGUGUUAUAAACUCACUGUAUAAAAGCUGUUAAAGCACCACUGCUGAGAGAGCAGUUUUUGCUCCAGUGGUUGGGCAUUUGUAAAACAGAGGAACUGCAUAGUGUGGUAAAAAUAUUUGGUACAUAUCCAUUGCGUAGUCCGUCUGAACAAAAGGUCAAGAUAAUGUCUGUGUUGUACUGCUGAAGAAAAAAGAAGAAAGUCUUUCUCCUUUGUUUACCUGUAAAUGCAGAAAUACCUAACUUAACUGUCAGUUUACUUAUUCUUUAUUUUUCUUGGUUUCAAUGCUUCACUUCAUAUUUUCAGCACCACUGUUUUAUUUUGACAAAAUCACAGUCUGAAAAUGUUCAGUAAACACGUCUAAAACUACCACUAAAGCUGCGUUUCCACCAAGCACUUUCGGUAUAGUACCCUUAGAGCUGUAUGUAACCCGUAUGGACAUGUGCUUAAACUUUAGAUCUGUUUAGCACUUCCACUGCACACAGUACUCAUAUUAUGUCAGCAGGGUCGUUACAAAUGGUAAUUGCCACGUCACUGCUCCGUCCAGCUCUUGCUGUAUUUCCUUUUCACCGUUGUUGUGUGUGCAUCUCGCUGAUUGUCCAUGGAAUUAAGUCGCUUAACGUUUUCAGAACAAAAAAGAGCAGGCUGGAGUGUUUACAGCAGAGCAGAGGUUUACAGGAACGACGCUCCACCACUUUUUUUAACCACAUGAGGAAAUAGAAUAUUUGCAGUUUGAUGAAAAACUGGUUGAAACUUGUAUACGUUCUUUUAGCGUUUGAGCAAAAUAACACAAAAAUAACCAUUUGAAUGUGUAACAAACUAAACUGGACUGCUUGGUGGAAACUAAGCUUAAGUAGCUCCUUAUAAUUUCCGUUUUUGUUCCAAAAUGCAUGUUAAAAAAAAAAAGGUGUCAGUCAGGUAAGGAAUUAAAAGUCUCGUGAAAAUCAAAAAACUAACAAAUCUACCAACAAUAAAAUGUGAAAUUAAGACCUGAUAGUGAAACCUCACUGCACAGUUCAUGUGAAUUUAGCUGCAGAACAUUUAUCACUUUUCAUUUGUACUGUAAAAUAACACAACAGGACUCAAUAUUAUGUGUUUUAUUCUAAACCUGAAUACAUUUUGUAUUGAACAUAAAUGUAAAAUAAGUUGAUGUAUGUAUGAGCGCUUACAGCUGAUAGGGAAAAGGAAGAGUGUGUUUUGAGAAGGCAGAGUAAGUUUGCAGGAUUUUCUGGAUUGUUGGAGGGGAUGCUGACGAUAUUUUCUCAGACUGAUAAUGUGAAAACUGUGAAUGUUAAAAAUCGACAUUCUUGAUCUGUUAGGGCAAUAAAAGUAAAUUGGGUGUAUACAUAAAUAUUUAUACUGAAAAACUUGUUGACAGUGAUCAGCAAAACUGCUUGUAACAAAUAAUUUAAAUGCUUUUUCUCAACAUUUUUCUUUAUUUAUUACUUUAUAAACCUGCAUAUUUUCAUGCAGUUUUUUUUUUUUUUCUUUCAAAUCUAUGUACAAAAUUUCCCUAAAAACUUGUGGAGGAUUGGUGAAUGGCACCCAUAGCAUGUUGAAGAACAGAAAAGUAUGUCAUUUAAAUGGGAAUGUGAUCAGAUCUGAUUUACAUUCAAAGCAUUUCUGAGCCCACAAUCUGUAUAAGUCCCCACGCUGCGGGACCUCUCCGCCAAGAUUAAACCACUCUACGUACUGUAAUGCAUGUUUCCUCUGGCCGCCUUCAAUCAUCGACAUUUCAAUGUGAACUCUACUUAACCUGAGAAUUGUAUUUUACGGUCUAGUGUGUGAAUUAUGUUGCAGAGAACGAUAGUUGUUUGUUUAGGAGAUGCAGUUAAAUUUGUUACCUCUUGAAUGUAUCUCAUCUGUCCCCAAAAAGGUCGAUGUGAUAUUGUAGAGUGCUCGACGGAGUCGGUACAGACGGCUUUCAUGAACUGCUCGUGGGGAUUAUUGUUGAGACUCGUUGCUACUGAAGCUGCAUUAACAACAUCCCUCUACAACCAUGUAACUUUGUAGGAUAAAAAAUGCCUGUAUCUGGGGAACAGGUGCCUUUUUAAUGCACUGUAGUGUUCUUUGGUUGUGAUUUUCUGUUGUUUUUGUGCAUGUUAACAAAGAUAAUUUUGUGUGGGAAUUCAAAAGAGCACUGUAGAUUGUAAUUUAAAAAACACGAGCAGAGGACUUGUGGUUACUAUAAGAAGAAUCACCAGCUACUAAAACAAAAGUGUCACUUUUUUUGUUCUUGCUGUCUCCGAGCGAAGCACAAUUGGCAUUAUUAGAUUUUGUUUUUAAAUAAAUUAAUGAUAGAUUAACAA